Molecule: messenger RNA, 1134 nt
Organism: Rotaria socialis
Lineage: Eukaryota; Metazoa; Rotifera; Eurotatoria; Philodinida; Philodinidae
Source: the annotation of a GenBank genome assembly
AUGAAGCGAUCUGCCUCCUCUAUAAGUAAAAAUCGAGAUGUUACUACAUCUCGAAUAAAGCGUAGUCGAUUAGCUACGCCAUCGGAGCAAGAGGAGGAUGUUUUCGAAGCUGAUAAUGAUGUUGAAAAUUCGUAUGGAAAAGAAAAUAUGAUCACAAGCAUGCCAAAAUGUGUUAAGGAAAAUUUAACUCAAAAUAAUGUUAAUUCUGGUGAUAGUAAUCCUACUGCUGUUGAUCGAACACCACUUCGAUCGACGAUUUCUUUUUGUUCCUCAUCAUCGAAAGAUGUUGCGUCAUUGACGAAUAGCUUUACACAAGGUCAAUCGGAUAACAGUCUUUUUAGACCUAAUCGACUGUCAUCAUUAGUGGAUCGAAAUUCAUCAAUAACAAAUAAACCUACGCCAUCGGCCUAUGUUGAAGGUUCUCUUGAGUAUCGAGAGUUAAAGAGAUCGUAUUUAUUUGAGAAAAAACAAGCUUCAGAGUGGAAAAAAGAUUAUGCGGUAUUGAAGCACCAGUUGAAUGAACUUAAAUCGACCACUCUACCUCGACCAACAGCUGAAGCACUGGACUGGCUGAGAGAACUGUUUGAUCUACUCGAUAAUAAUGCUACCUUUAGAGGUGAUGGGAGAAGUCUGGAUAAAAUUGGUGAAGAUUUAGGUCUUGAUAGUACAAAUCUUAUCACAGUUGCUGCACGGACACCGCAAAAAUCCGCACUUAAGCUGUUUCGUAUUUUGUAUCCGACAAUUGGUAGUCGCGCAAAUUGUAUCUCUAUAUCCAACAUACCAGAUGAAAAAUUAACAAAUAUUUAUCUUUAUGUUCGCGUUUUGCAUCAAAAUUUAAGCUUUAAAAUGAGUGAUAUGAGAAGAGCAAUAGGAACGUCAAUUCGUUCUGCAACGCAUGAAAUGCGUAAGCUGGAACACGAACGACAAGAGCAGUUAAACGAACUAGAAAAUGAUGAAAAUCUUGAUCAAGCUGAACGAGAAGACCGAAUCAAUCAUGCGAUGGAUAAUAUGGAAAUGGCAUUGAACGCCAGUGAUACUGCGACGUGUGAUGAAGAAGAUGACGAAAAUGAAGACAUCGAUAAAAUGUCAAUGGAUGAAGAAAUCUAUGGAGAUGAUGAUGACGACGAACUAUAA